AACAAAUUGGGGUCCUUUCUUGCUGAAGGCUAGCUUUUAAAAACGGGUUUUAGUGCUACAUUGUUUUAACUAUUCUUAAAAAAGUAGACCAUCAUUUUGUUGCUAGGUGUUAUAUAAGCUAUUAGAGUUUUGUUAUUAAAAGAGAAGUUUUAUUCGGCUCGGCUUUUUGUGCUCUAAGUUGCGCCGUUGGUGCGUUUUUAGGCGUUGUGUUGUUUAUCUUUCCGUUUCUCUUACUACGGAGCUAACGUUAGCAUCACUUCAGCGAACAAUCUGCGCCUACCACCUGCCUAAGAUCUUCUGUGAUAUUCCCUCAUAAAAAAUACGACGUGGCGUUGAUGAGCAAUCAUGUCUGGCAUUGCUCUCAGCAGGCUGUCCCAGGAGCGCAAAGCCUGGAGGAAAGACCACCCAUUUGGUUUUGUUGCCGUGCCCACUAAGAAUCCAGAUGGAACCAUGAAUCUAAUGAACUGGGAGUGUGCCAUCCCUGGAAAGAAAGGGACCUUGUGGGAGGGAGGACUCUACAAGCUCCGAAUGCUGUUCAAAGACGACUACCCGUCCUCUCCGCCCAAAUGUAAGUUCGAGCCGCCGAUAUUCCACCCCAACGUCUACCCAUCAGGCACCGUGUGUCUGUCCAUCCUAGAGGAGGACAAAGACUGGCGGCCGGCCAUCACCAUCAAGCAGAUUCUGCUGGGCGUCCAGGAGCUACUGAAUGAGCCGAACAUUCAGGACCCGGCACAAGCAGAGGCCUACACGAUUUACUGUCAGAACAGGAUGGACUAUGAGAAGCGGGUCAGGGCACAAGCCAGGAAGUUUGCCCCCACAUAGAUGGGUGGAUCAGCCGGAGGCGACAGGAAGCACCUGAAGGACCACUCCAUUAAGAAUCUGUUUAAAGUAUUAUUACACUGUCCCACAAGUGAAAUGCAAAGCAUCUUUUGCUUUUUUUUUUCCUUUAUCCCUUUUCAAACUACAAAAACACAAAUGAUUGUACAUGUAAUAAAUAUUUUUGCAUUUUAAAUGCAUUAGCGUUGGCGUAAGUGCUCAGCUCACUCAUUUCGUCAAGCUGUACAAAUAAGAAUCCACCUCUAAAUCCUCUGAAAUCCUCAGUUGUUUUGUUUUGCAGUAAAGGAGGACGUUUCACACGGUGUACCUUCACCCAACCAUCAGUGCUCAGACGUAGUGUGCUUAUGUGUCCAUUAGUGUGCCUACAGCUGGAGAUAAGGCUAGAAAUUAUACACGCCAGUGAGGUCGGAGUCAAAAGAAAAAGACAAUCCUGAUGCUUGUCAUGAAAUCGGCAGAGAAGGAAGUAUAUCAGUAUAUCUUGGCUCAGGAAGAAGAAAAAGCAGAGCGGGCACGAGUCUUUUCUCCACACACUCCUCUGUUUUUCCAGUUUAAGACACUUGGUGUGCAGAUUCUCAUUGUGAAUCCAGCUGAAAGUGAUGAAGUCAUUUGUUUUCGGUGUGUCGUCCCCUUCCAAGAUACUGUAGCUUCCUGUAGAUAAGCUCCAUUGUGGGGAGGGAAACAAACAAAAAAACAAAUGAAAAGCAAAGCGGUGACCGUUAGUCGUCGGCCACUUUCAUUCGGUCAUUUUUAAACCAACAAUGCUUCCAUGUCUACGAAAGACAAGUCCGAACCGGCUCCCGGGAGCCGAAGGAUCCUUGUUGGAACGGCCUCUCUCUGCAGCAAAGAUGGACUGAAGCAAGUGCACUUGUGAAUAAACUAAGGCCUGACUUUGUCUUUUCUGUGGGCCUCCAAAUAUGAGUGCAUGUACAUAAUAUAAAUAAACUGUGGAAGUAAUGUUUUAUAUUAUUUUAGCUAGUUGAUAAACAUUGUAUGUGGUUAUUGUAAGAAAAGGAAAUAAAUGAUCUAAAAAUUGUCAAAUAAAGCGAAAUGAAAGAAUC
Xiphophorus hellerii (green swordtail) is the source of this 1895-nucleotide messenger RNA. Its product is annotated as SUMO-conjugating enzyme UBC9-like. NCBI's taxonomy places the organism in Eukaryota, Metazoa, Chordata, Actinopteri, Cyprinodontiformes, Poeciliidae. The transcript is spliced from 7 exons. Bases 346 to 822 code for a protein of 158 amino acids. The record is from RefSeq and is a predicted model, not a curated record.